Molecule: messenger RNA, 2768 nt
Organism: Pseudo-nitzschia multistriata
Lineage: Eukaryota; Bacillariophyta; Bacillariophyceae; Bacillariales; Bacillariaceae
Source: the annotation of a GenBank genome assembly
AGCAGAGAUCGUCAUCGAAAUCUCACUACGAUUGCCAUAACGGCGCGAAUUCAAUGUUAUCCCUUUCUCCUUAUGCAACGCUAACUGCGAAAUCGCUGCAACGAUUGGAACAACAACGAAAGAAAGGCACGAUUGCCACUGCACCAGGACUCAAUGACUAUCUACUUCUAUCAUCGCCUACUAGACAUCACAAAAGUAAUCRUAAAUACAGCAUUCAAUCUUCGCAGUGCAGUGUCAUCACCAAUAGUUCCAUAUCGGUUCUAUCUUCUGUCUUCAACGCGAACGAGAUCGAGGACUGCCUGGAAUCGACGGCUUCCAGUGUGGUUUCAGAGAAGACUAGCCAGUCGACUUCCUCCGCGUCUGUCAGCAGCUACGGUUGUAAUUCUSUCUCGAAGUCGUGUGAUUCGAUGAAAAGUGAAACGAAGCAGGUAACGACAGUUCACCAGAGCACCGGAAAAGCAGGCAGCUCCCGGACGAUGACCACCGUGAGUUGCUCAUCUUCUUCGUUGGAAAGCCAUGAGUUGUUUCGUGCAACAAAAACUGCAACUUCCAAACUAAGUACCACACAAUCUCACGUAUCUGCAAGUACAUUGUCAUCGUCUUCCUUCACCUCUGUUUAUUCUGGCAUAAACAAGAACGAGAACAAGCGAAUCAUAACCAACCAGAGCUCAACAGAAGCGUCAGUGACUCCCAUUGCCUUYGACGACGAAACCCCCCCGACAAAAAGUAACAAGAAAUUGAACGACCUCCGUGCAAAGCAUCGGAUGCUUCGCAACAAUUGCCAUCGAAAGCUAACUGAGAGCCGGGCAUCACUUCAAUUCACGUACAACCAUGAGAACGGCAGCCCGUCGUCGUUGAGCAAACCAUUYAAUCUGAACGGGAAGGGAAACUCAUCCACACUCGUGGAUUCGCUUUCUAUUGCUGAUGACUUUUUGUUGAGUGAGACAUCAGCGAACGAGAGGGAAGAUCAGCAGAAUGGUUCACAUUGCCACAGAGGCAAUAUAAUUGUAGAGGAUGAGGUUUGUUACCGCGGUCGUGAAGUAAUAAUGGAGAAGAUUGGCGAGGAGGAGAACGACGAUCAAGAAGAUGAAACUAUCCAAAGYCAAAAAGAGCAUCAGUAUCAAAGUCAUGAUCGUAAUCAAAAGCAACAACUUGAGCGACUUAUGGCUAGUAUGAGUGACAGCAACGAUACCUAUGAGAAGCCACAAUCGGAGAAAUAUCUGACCCUGAAAGAUGUCUAUGGCAUGAGCUUUAGCACUGAAGAAUCAUCGUCGUUAGUAUCGUCUUUAUAUACCACUGCAUAUGGUUUUGAAGAAGAUUGUGGUGACAGUGACAUCAUAUCACAGGGAGGAAGCAACAUUAGAGAGCAUUAUCGAGAAUCAUCUCUAUUGGUCUCGUUGCAAUCGGAAGAAAACAUUGAUUCCAAUAACAAAUCCAUCAAUGACAAUUAUAACUGCAAGCAAACCAGUAACAUCGCAACACUGCCGAGAAGAGGAAAGAACAAAAUAAUGAAUAAACCUCUACAUUCUUUCAAGCCAACGGAUGUCCACCAGAYGGCAAUGAAAUUCGAGACGCACAGUUAUAGUAUGAAGGCGAAUGCAAAUGCAAAUGAAAGUCACAAACGACUUCCUCGUUCGGGAAAAAUAGGAAGAAGCGCCAAGAAAUUUGAUGCCAAUGAGAAUAGUUCAGACCCAAAGUACAAUGGUGACCUCAAAACCGAACCCACGAACGAAACCAAAAGAAAAAAGUUGAAGAACAGCACAUACAAGCGUCAUAGUAAGGGUACUAGAAAUGCUCCACACGCAUCGCAAUCGUUGGUGAUGGUAGGAAGAGUCAACAGCAAAAAAAGAGUGCCCAACAGCAAAAAGAAGCUGGAGAAAAGUAUGAAUAAUGGAAGUUACAAGGGAUCAAUUGUUUCGUCGAAAGAUAGCAACCACAAUAGUACCAUCGGCAAUGCUGAGGAGAAUCACAAUAGUGUAAUCCGUGUUAAAAAACAAAAGUCAUCGAUGAAAGCAGGGGAAAGGGCAAACAACAACAGGAAAAUUUUUGAAAGCAACAGCAAGAGCCCAUCAUCCAAAGUAUCGCCCMAAGAAAUUCCGUCCUCUCGUAUUGGAAGAUUAGUCAAAAAGCUUGAAAACAAGGUCAUGAUGAAUACGGAGAAAUUCCAUAAGGACAUGUUUUUAAAGAAGGAUUCAAAACUCAAGCGCUCCCCUUACAAGUCCAAAAACAAAAGGAAAAACAAGGUCGUCAAUAUUAAGGGUCGCAAGGCCAAGGCCAACGACGACGACAACGAUGAGCACCAACUUCUCGAAACGUGGAAAAAAGCGGAAAACAAUGGAAAGGCUGCAGCCCGUUGUGGUGGCAGUAUUAGUACAAGCAACACCACGGAUAGCAGUAGAAGUAUCGGGUGCAACAUGGACAGCACUACCGGUUCCUACUUCAUCAAUGUCGUCGACGAGAAGGAAGGCGACGGGGAAAUAACGAUGGAUGCUGUGCCCCUAGGACCAGUACAUCAAGAUUCGAAGCGAAGGACCAAACGAACGGGCGGCAAUAUACUAAAAAGGCUCUCUCGGUACAAAAACUUUCGGAUCAAUUCCAGUUUUAUCUCACACAGCACGGAGAACUCGUAUUCAUCAAUGAGUUCAACAUACGAUGACGAGGAUCUGGGAAUUUAAUGUGACUUCAAAAUGUCAGUUUCGACGAAUGAGAUCCAAAUGUACCAUACAAGAUACCUAAAAUUUAUUUUUCAAGAAAUUAGCAUGAUUUCU